Ostertagia ostertagi is the source of this 2127-nucleotide messenger RNA. Lineage: Eukaryota; Metazoa; Nematoda; Chromadorea; Rhabditida; Trichostrongylidae. The record is from the annotation of a GenBank genome assembly.
AUGAUUGAAGCUCAUGAGCAGUGGCAGUCUGGAAGGGAUCAGGCAAUGCAUCAAUGGGAACAACGUUUCUUGCUCCAGGCUAAUUCUUUGACUGCAAGUGACGAUCCUCUUGGACCAUUGCCCGAUGGCUGGGAGAAACGUGAAGAUCCCAAGACAAGAAGGGUAUACUUCGUGAAUCAUGUGAAUAGAACAACUCAGUGGGAGGACCCUAGGACUCAAGGAGUGUCAGAUCAGCCGCUUCCGGAUGGAUGGGAAAUGCGUUUUACUGAACAAGGUGUACCGUUUUUCAUCGAUCAUUCAACUAAAACGACAACUUACAAUGAUCCGCGUACCGGAAAACCUGUUGGACCGAUGGGUGUCUUUGGAGUGUCGAUGUCAUAUGAAAAGACGUUCCGGUGGAAAAUCGCACAGUUCCGCUAUUUGUGCUUGUCCAAUAGCGUACCGAACCACGUGAAGAUAACAGUAUCACGCACGAAUGUUUUCGAGGAUUCAUACCAGGAGAUUAUGCGUAAGAAUGCUGUUGAUCUUAGACGCAGACUGUACAUACAGUUCAGAGGAGAGGAAGGACUCGAUUAUGGAGGAGUUGCUAGGGAAUGGUUUUUCCUGCUAUCUCAUGAGGUACUAAAUCCCAUGUACUGCCUAUUUAUGUACGCUGGUAACAGCAACUACAGUCUUCAAAUCAACCCAGCUUCAUUUGUUAAUCCUGAUCACCUGAAAUAUUUUGAAUACAUUGGAAGAUUUAUUGCCAUGGCACUCUUCCAUGGCAAAUUUAUCUACUCGGGCUUUACUAUGCCAUUCUACAAAAAGAUGCUCAGCAAGAAAAUCGCCUUGAAAGAUAUCGAGCAGGUUGACACAGAGUUUUAUAAUUCUGUAAUGUGGAUCAAAGACAAUAACAUCGAUGAGUGCCAAAUGGAGCUGUACUUUGUGGCGGAUUACGAACUGCUCGGUGAAUUGAAAACUCAUGAACUGAAGCCAGGUGGAACGGAUAUUGCUGUUACCGAAGCCAACAAACUUGAGUACAUCGCUCUGCUGGUAGAAUGGCGCUUCAACAGAGGCGUGGAACAGCAGACAAAAGCGUUUUUCACUGGUUUUAACUCAGUGUUCCCACUUGAAUGGCUGCAAUACUUUGACGAGAGAGAAUUGGAGCUGUUGCUGUGCGGUAUGCAGGAUGUCGAUGUCGAUGACUGGCAGCGGAAUACCGUGUAUCGUCAUUACGCACCACAAAGCAAGCAGGUGGUUUGGUUCUGGCAGUGGGUGCGAAAUCUUGACCAGGAGAAGCGUGCGCGACUUCUACAGUUUGUCACCGGCACAUGUCGUGUUCCAGUCGGUGGUUUUUCUGAGUUAAUGGGAAGUACUGGACCUCAAUUGUUCUGUAUUGAGCGAGUUGGUAAAGAGAAUUGGCUGCCGCGAUCGCAUACAUGUUUUAAUCGUCUCGAUUUGCCACCAUAUAGAAGUUAUGAGCAGUUGUCUGAAAAGCUGAAUAUGGCGAUUGAAAUGACAGAGGGUUUCGGGAAUGAUAUGGUCGCGAAGGUGGAAGUAGACGCUGCGAGGAAGGAGGAGAUGGAGAAGGUGGUGGUCGAAGACGGAUCAGAUGAUUCUGAUGAUGACGCACCCGGUCUAGAUGGUGAGUUGACGGAGGAACAGAAGAAAGUCGCAGAAGCGGCCGGAUUGGGAGAUCAGAUGGACAAGCAAGUGAAACAGAGUCGUUCGGAGAAGAAGGCUCGCAAGCUCUUCUCGAAGUUGGGUUUGAAACCGGUAACUGGCGUCUCAAGAGUAUGCAUUCGUAAAUCGAAAAAUAUUCUGUUCGUAAUCAACAAGCCAGACGUAUAUAAGAGCCCCGGUUCGGACACCUACAUUGUAUUCGGAGAGGCGAAGAUCGAAGAUCUGUCGCAACAUCAGCAGCUGACUGCUAUCGACAGAAUCAAGCCCAGUGAGGACACCCCAGUGCCUUUGGCCACAGUUCAAGAGGAUGAGGAUGAUGGCACAGAGGAGGACGCAACCGGUAUCGAGGAAAAGGAUAUAGAGCUGGUCAUGUCCCAGGCAAAUACCUCCCGCAACAAAGCGAUUAGAGCCUUACGAUCUGCCGACAAUGACAUUGUGAACGCGAUCAUGAGCCUGACCAUGUAG